Molecule: messenger RNA, 489 nt
Organism: Eimeria tenella
Lineage: Eukaryota; Apicomplexa; Conoidasida; Eucoccidiorida; Eimeriidae
Exons: 1
Coding region: 1-489 (162 amino acids)
Source: RefSeq, a predicted model, not a curated record
AUGCGACUUCGUAGAUUUUUAGUUUCCCAGUUUAAAACUACACACAGGAGCAGCAGUAACAGCAGCAGCAGCGCAGCAGCAGCAGCUACAAGGCCCCGGGGCCGGAGGCCCCCCUCUGGACACUGCAGCAGACGUCCGCAGCAGCAGCAGCAACAACAACAGCAGCAGCAGCAGAAGCAGAAUUUUCUGUGUUUCAAGAUAGCAGCAGCAAAUAGCACCACAACUGCAGCAGGCGAAGCCGGGGCCCCAGCAGCAGCUGUCGAGGCCCCCGAGACCCUGAACCACGCGAGGCGGCCUGCUGCUGCUGCUGCUGCUGCUGACGCACACACCCUUGCAGUUGCUGCUGCUGUAGCUGCAGCAACGCCACCACGGACUGGCAGCUGCAGCAAUGGCAGCAGUCGCAGCUGCAACCGCAGUAGGGGCGACACUAAGAGCAGCAGUAGCAGCAACGCUGCCACAGCCGCAGCAGCAGCUCCUGCACAGCAGUAG